Messenger RNA from Coregonus sp. 'balchen', 1063 nucleotides. The record is from the annotation of a GenBank genome assembly. NCBI's taxonomy places the organism in Eukaryota, Metazoa, Chordata, Actinopteri, Salmoniformes, Salmonidae.
AUGUCAAACAUACAGUUGUUUAAGGUUUUUCUUAACGAGAGAUUAACAUAUGCUGCCGAGGAGAUAUUCGGGGUGGUUGAAAAAACUAUAGUAGAGUAUCAGGAGGAAGUUGUCCGUCUACAGAGGCUGCUCGAUAUUGUUCUUCAACCUGAGAUAAAGCUACACAGAGCAGGUUUGUUACUGGGUACGUUUGUCUAACUUACUAAAUCAUCAUUUUAUAGGACAAAAGCAGCAAUGCCAAAGUUAUUGUUUUUUUUGGACGUGUAAAAUUACAUUUAGUGGGGAGGUAGGCCUAAAUGUCAGGAUGUCAGCAUUGAGUUAACUGUUUCUUGCUUUCGCUUCUCUUCCUCCAGACCUCCAGCAGCUCUCUCUCUCCGUCUCUGAAGUGGCGGUUCCCCCUGAGCAGCAUGAGUGGAACACCAGUCUGGGGCAGGAGGACCCACAGCCCACACAGAUAAAAGAGGAACAGGAGGAAAUCGGGACCAGUCGGGAAGAAGAGCUGCUUCAAGGGCUUGAGGCAGAUACCAUAGACUCCAUAUUCACUCCUGCCUGUGUGAAAAGUGACUGUGAUGAGUACCCAACUCACCCCUCACAUCUAUAUCAAGCCCAAAACGAAGACAAAGAGAGAGACACUCUACCCAGUACUACAAAUGAACUGACCAAAACACAACCUGAUGGAGAGGACUCCAGAGAGUCAGAACCAACCAGUGUCUCCCAGCCAUUCUCUGAAGCAAAUCCAGACUGUUUUGCAGCUCAGAGUGAAAACAAUGAAAGUGGCAGUGGCAUGGAGAAUGGAGGACCUGCAAUAGGUUUUAAGGCAGUCAAAUCAAAGAGAAAAAAUAUGGUAAAAGGACAAAGCUCCUGUAUCACUGUUAAGGGCAGCACAUCCACACAGUUGUCCCAUCUGAAAUCACCCAGGCAAAGUUUUGCUUCUCCCUGUUGUUGUAAGGUGUGUGGCAAGUUUUUUAAUUACAUGAGUACAUUAAUUAGACAUGUUAAAACCCAUACAGGGGAUAAAGAUAAUCAAUGUGGUGUGUGUGGGGAAAAAUAUGGAGUCCACAGA